AUGGUCCAACCACAAGAGCCAGAAUUCGAACAAGCAUACAACGAACUGUACUCCACCCUCAAGGAGUCUACUCUGUUCCAGAAGCACCCAGAGUACGAGAAGGUGAUUCCGGUUGUCUCUGUUCCAGAGAGAAUCAUCCAAUUCAGAGUCACCUGGGAGGACGACCAGGGCAACGUCCAGGUCAACAGAGGUUACAGAGUCCAGUUCAACUCUGCUCUGGGUCCAUACAAGGGAGGUCUCAGAUUGCACCCAAGCGUCAACCUCUCGAUCCUCAAGUUCCUGGGUUACGAGCAAAUUUUCAAAAACGCCUUGACCGGUCUCUCCAUGGGAGGUGGUAAGGGUGGAUCCGACUUCGACCCUAAGGGAAAGAGCGACAACGAGAUCAGAAGAUUCUGCACUGCCUUCAUCAGACAGCUUGCCAGACACAUUGGACAAUUCACCGAUGUUCCAGCUGGUGACAUCGGUACCACUGGACGUGAGAUUGGAUUCAUGUUCGGUGCCUACAAGCAGAUGCAGAACCAGUUCGAGGGUGUGCUGACCGGUAAGGGAUUGACCUGGGGUGGUUCUUUGAUCAGACCAGAAGCCACCGGUUACGGUCUGGUCUACUACGUCGAGAAGAUGAUCGAGAAGGCCACCAACGGAAAGGAGUCUUUUGCUGGCAAAAGAGUUGCUAUCUCGGGAUCCGGUAACGUUGCUCAGUACGCCGCUUUGAAGGUCAUCGAGCUCGGAGGAACCGUUGUUUCUCUGUCCGACUCGAAGGGCUGCAUCAUCUGCCAAUCUGGUAUCACCAAGGAGCACAUCGAGGCCAUCAUCGAGGCCAAGGUCAAGUUCCUGUCUUUGAAGGACAUCAUUGGUGAGUACUCCGCUUUCGAAACCACCCCUGUCCAAUACAUCGAUGGUGCCAGACCAUGGGUCCACGUCGGUAAGGUCGAUGUCGCUCUGCCAUGUGCUACCCAGAACGAGGUCUCUGGUGAGGAGGCCAAGGCUUUGGUCGCUGUUGGCUGCAAGUACCUUGCUGAGGGAUCCAACAUGGGUUCCACCCAGGAGGCCAUUGACGUUUUCGAGGCCGAGAGAAAGAGCGCUUCCUCCAUUGGCGACAGUAUCUGGUACGCUCCAGGUAAGGCUGCCAACUGUGGUGGUGUUGCUGUUUCUGGCCUGGAGAUGGCCCAGAACUCUCAGAGAGUCCAGUGGAGUGCUGAGGAGGUCGACAAGAAGCUCAAGGACAUCAUGGUCAACUGCUUCAACACCUGCUACGAGACUGCUGUCUCCUACAGCGCCGAGACCAACAAGGACACCUUGCCAUCGCUCGUCAUGGGUGCCAACGUUGCCGGUUUCGUUAAGGUCGCUGAGGCCAUGAAGGCCCAAGGUGACUGGUGGUAA
Messenger RNA from Ogataea angusta, 1380 nucleotides. RefSeq lists its product as uncharacterized. Gene Ontology annotation, cellular component: cytosol. The transcript has a single exon. The record is from RefSeq and is a predicted model, not a curated record. Gene Ontology annotation, molecular function: L-glutamate dehydrogenase (NADP+) activity. NCBI's taxonomy places the organism in Eukaryota, Fungi, Ascomycota, Pichiomycetes, Pichiales, Pichiaceae. The coding region runs from base 1 to 1380 and encodes 459 amino acids.